AUGGAUCGAUUCAUGAAACCUGACAGACUUGGUAUAGAUCCAAACUCAGCAGAUGCAGCAAAAACAUACAACCAUUGGUUAAAAACAUUUAACAAUUUUGUAAGUACAGUAGAUAAUAACUUCAUUAAGCUUAAUCUCCUAAUAAACCAUAUUGAACCUAAUGUAUAUGAAUUCAUAUCAGAGUGUGAUGAUUUUGAACAAGCAACAAGUAUUCUCGAGUCUAUCUACAUAAAACCAAAGAAUGAAAUAUUUGCCAGACACAUAUUGUCAACACGGAAGCAAAAACCAAGUGAAACAAUAGAUCAAUUCCUCAAUGAACUUAAAAAUUUAUCUAAGGACUGUAAGUUCACUGCUGUUACAGCUGAGCAAUAUAAAUCUGAAAUGAUUCGCGAUGCAUUUAUAAAUGGCUUACUCUCCAAUAGUAUACGCCAACAUUUACUAGAAAACAAAAUAUUAGACCUUUCAUCAGCCUUUGACCAAACUAGAUUUUCAGACGUGGCCCAACAAAACUCAAACUUAUACUCACAAUUGACUAUACCUACCUCUGCCUCUAUUCAGGAAAUCAAAUCACUUUUACAAAAACAGUCCAUGACUGAUAAUCACUUAGCUGCUAUAGCAAAAUCAAAACAAUUGUGCUGGUUUUGUGGAAACAUAAGACAUCCACGUACUAAAUGUCCUGCUCGCGAAGCUAUCUGUCACAAAUGUAAAAAGAUUGGUCAUUUUGAAAAACUUUGCAGAUCAUCUAAUGUUUCUGCUGCUAUUCCUAAAAUUGAUGAUGAUUACUUCUGUGCCACCAUAUCAGCUUCAGCAAACUCUCUAUUCAGAGUUUGUCAUAACAUCAUUAUUAAUGAUAGAUAUAAAGCAGAAGCAUUAAUUGAUAGUGGAAGUACAAACAAAAGUUUUAUAAGCAACAAACUAGUGACUCUACUCCAUUUAAAUAUUAUUUAUGAACAGAGUGUAAUUGGAAUGGCAUCAGUUGCCUUAUCUGCAAAAUCAGAUGGAUAUUGUUAUGUCUCAAUAACUCUUCAAAACAAAAUCUAUAACAAAGUCAAGUUGCAUGUGCUGGAUAACUUAUGUGUAGAUGUUAUUCUUGGCACAGAUUUUCAAGAGUUGCAUGAAAGUAUUACCAUCAAGUAUGGUGGGAAAAGACCACCCAUAACAUUUGCUGCUUUAAUAACAAUGAAAACUGAACCUCCUGAAUUAUUUGCUAAUCUCACGCAAGAUUGUCGACCGAUUGCCACUAGAUCUAGAAAUUAUUCUCAAAGAGAUAAAGAAUUUAUUAAACCUGAAAUCCAUCGCCUGACUCAAGCAGCAACAAUAGAGCCUAGUAAUUCACCUUGGCGUGCCCAGGUCUUAGUAGUAAAUGAAAAGACUAAACGUCGCAUGGUUGUUGAUUACUCUGAAACUAUUAAUAAAUAUACUCAAUUAGAUGCAUAUCCUCUACCUAAGAUUGAAACGAUUGUGAAUAUAAUUUCUAAAUACAAAAUUUAUAGUACUCUCGACCUUCGCUCAGCAUACUACCAAAUCCCUUUAUCAAAAAAAGAUCGACCAUAUACUGCUUUUGAAGCUGACAAUAAGUUGUGGCAAUAUACUAGAAUGCCUUUUGGAGUUACCAAUGGAUCUGCAUGCUUUCAACGCAAAAUAGAUGACUUUGUUAGAAAAUAUAAACUAACUGACUGCUUUCCUUUCAUUGAUAACAUUACAAUAUGCGGUAAUAGUGAGAAAGAACAUGAUGAAAAUCUACUUAAGUUCAGAUUAGCUUCCAUUGAUGCUGGAAUUACAUUUAAUGAAGAGAAGUGUGUAUUUUCAACUAAGACUUUAGAUUUUUUAGGUUACCGUAUAUCGUAUGGCUCUUUAAAACCAGAUCCUCAGAGACUUGCUCCUCUCAUCAAGUUACCCCCACCUGAUAAUGCAAAGUCUUUACAGCGAAUUAUUGGAAUGUUUUUGUACUAUGCAAAAUGGAUAAGAAAGUUUUCAGAUAAAAUUAGACCUUUAAACUCUGUUACUCAAUUUCCACUCAAUCAGCAGCAAAUAUCAGCAUUUGAAACAUUAAAAAUGAACUUGUUCAAUCUUCCAUGCAAACCAUUAAUGAGAAUAUACCUUUUACUGUGGAGACUGAUGCUUCUGAUUUUGCCAUAUCCGCCACACUUAAUCAGGAUGGAAGACCUGUUGCCUUCCAUUCACGUACCCUUCAAGGGAGUGAACAAUACUAUUCAUCAGUGGAGAAAGAAGCUCAAGCGAUAG
Hydra vulgaris (swiftwater hydra) is the source of this 2244-nucleotide messenger RNA. RefSeq lists its product as uncharacterized. Lineage: Eukaryota; Metazoa; Cnidaria; Hydrozoa; Anthoathecata; Hydridae. Gene Ontology annotation, molecular function: zinc ion binding; nucleic acid binding. The record is from RefSeq and is a predicted model, not a curated record.